AUGGGCCGGCAGCAGUACCUGAACAGGCUGGCGUUUGGACGUUCUGCCUUUGAAGAUCCCGAGCCCGUGAUCGAGGCUGAACAACGGCCACAGGAAGAUGGAGACGACGGGGAGUACAGACAGCAAUAUGACUCCAAAGGCCGACCUGUCAACCCAGCCGUAGACGCCAUCGACGCCGAGCUACGAAAAGCACAAAACGAAGUUCUGGAACUCGUCGGUGUGGUAGAGCGGAAAGACCAGUCUGAUCGUGCGACCGAAGUCCGGAAUCGUGCCUCGAGAGAACAGCGGCAAGCUCUACUCUUUGCCGAGAACGACAAUGGCGAAGUCCUUGAGUACACGCUAUCACCCAUCAGCUUCUUCUCACAUCUAUGGGCAGAGUCCAUCCUUCAGCGUGUACACGUAGGCUUCUACGAUACCUCGCGCUCAAUGUGGGAUAUCAUCGCCAGCGAAUGUCGCGCUGUACGGACUGCGAGUGGCAACCAGAGACUUGCCAUGAUUCUACCUGGCCUUGGCGAUACUAUCGCUCAUCUGUGCGUGAGAAUGCCUCUGAUCCUGGCUGCUGAGCAGAUUGUCGGACGGCUACAGACAUACUUCUCAAGGCGCUGCAAAAGUCGCAAGUCCAGAGAACGCAUGUACACAGCUCUGAUUAUCGGCUUUCAGACCUUUCUAGCUGCUAUCGACAUAGCCUUGCUGCCUAUGGAGUUCCACUGCAGCGCUCAACGACUAGGUCUGGCACCGCAGCUGCCACUCAUCCCACCCCUCAAAGCUUUCCUGCCAUGGCACCGAGACUCUUUCCAUCGAUUCGGCUGGCUGCCUUUACUGGGCCUAACCUCUCCCGUGGGCCUGCUUCUCUUCCACAAAGCCCUCCACUACGACGCAGACGAGGAGAAAAUCCCAAUCUGCAGCCUCUUCACCUCCUUCCGCUACCCAACAAUCGCAGAACACCCAACAUCCUCCCAACUAACACCACUCGAACGUCCCGCCCUCCGCGAAGACCCCCUAGGCUGGCUCCUGCAUCAAACAUGGUCAGCUCGAACGUCCCUCAUGCAACGGAGCGGCUGGAACGUCGUGAAGAUGUCCACAAGACCCCGCGACGACGAGUUCGAGAACAACACAACGCUCCACUGGGACUACGAUGACAUCGAUACCAAACCACCGCCAGUGCAUCGCUCCACGGCGUUGGCGCAUCUCCCAGCGCAGUACCUGGCAUCGAUAAUCGACUGCUUCUUCAUUCGACUGCUGACGCUGCCGUUCGAGUCUUUCAUGCUGCGGUCAAUAGCACAGUCUUUCAUGUCCUCAUCAACCACGACCAAGACAGCACAAGGCAUCAGCGCAGCAGCGUACUUGUACACCCCUCUCGGCGGUGGUCCUUUCGGUGCACUCUUUCGCUCGCCCCUCUCAGCAUCGUCCUGGACUUCAGCAGGGUUCUACCUCAGUAGACUCGGACUCGCCAUUGCGCUGACGACCUCAAUCGACGCAAUCAUCUUCUUCGGUGUCUACAAAGCCACAAAAUACGUCGGAAGGAAAUACUUCCAAUGGGGUCGUGGCGAGACUGGGCUGGGAAGUCAUCAAACACGCCGGGAAAGACUUCUAUCACAAGGCAGUAAUGCAUCCGCUUCGUGA
Messenger RNA from Fulvia fulva, 1623 nucleotides. RefSeq lists its product as uncharacterized. The transcript has a single exon. The record is from RefSeq and is a predicted model, not a curated record. The coding region runs from base 1 to 1623 and encodes 540 amino acids. Lineage: Eukaryota; Fungi; Ascomycota; Dothideomycetes; Mycosphaerellales; Mycosphaerellaceae.